Messenger RNA from Neoarthrinium moseri, 2019 nucleotides. RefSeq lists its product as uncharacterized. Gene Ontology annotation, molecular function: serine-type carboxypeptidase activity. Gene Ontology annotation, cellular component: fungal-type vacuole. The coding region runs from base 1 to 2019 and encodes 672 amino acids. The record is from RefSeq and is a predicted model, not a curated record. The transcript has a single exon. NCBI's taxonomy places the organism in Eukaryota, Fungi, Ascomycota, Sordariomycetes, Amphisphaeriales, Apiosporaceae. Gene Ontology annotation, biological process: proteolysis.
AUGAAGCUCCUCGGCCAUGUCUUGCUCGCGGCUGCUGGAGUCCUGGCGCAGUUCCCGAACGUCAGCCCGAACCUGACGACCAUCGCCUCGCCCCUCGACCCGAACAUCACAAUCAGCUACAAGGUGCCCUCGGGGGCCUGCACGACCGCCUUCGAGACGCAGCAGCAGUACACGGGCUGGGUCACUGUUCCGGGCGACUACCCGACAAACCUCUUCUUCUGGUUCGUGGGGGCCCGGGAGCCGUCUUCGACUCUGACCAUAUGGCUGAACGGCGGGCCAGGCUCCUCUUCCAUGUUCGGCUUCUUCACCGAGAUAGGACCCUGCGAAGUCGUGGAUAGCGGGCCGGAUGACAAGUACAAGACCGUGGCGAGAGAAUGGGGCUGGGACAGAGCGUCCAACAUGCUGUUCAUCGACCAGCCGAACCAGGUCGGCUUCUCUUUCGACACACCGACGAACGGGUCUCUGAACCUGGUCACUGGCGAAAUAUCCAGUCCCCCAAGAGGGCCACCCAAGUCGACCCCGGCCGAGCUGUUUCUCAACGGCACAUUCAGUUCUAUGAACAGCAGCCGCACGGCGAACACAACCGAGACGGCUGCCACCGCGAUAUAUCACAUGUUGCAAGGGUUCCUAGGCGUGUUCCCACAGAUAAACCCGCCAGACAGCGGCUCGCUGGGCGUCAAUCUGUUCGCAGAGAGCUAUGGCGGCAAGUACGGGCCGGCCUUCGCUGCGAGAUGGGAGGACAUGAACACGGCCAGAGUCAAUGGCACAGCGUCCAAUGCCACCACGGUGGACAUCCACCUGACGUCGCUGGGCAUUGUCAAUGGCUGCGUCGACGACCUGAUCCAGGCGCCUUACUACCCAGCCAUGGCCGUUAACAACACCUACGGGCUGGUCGCCAUCAACUCCGUCCGCGCGCAGGCUGCCAACGCGAGCUUUUACGUUCGAGGUGGCUGCCGCGACUUGAUCCAGCAGUGCCGGGCUGCCGUCCAGGCCGAUGAUCCAGGCAACUCGGGUGCAAUGCCCCUUGUCAACAGCGUGUGCUCCCGCGCCUACAAAAGCUGCACGAAUAAUGUCAUGCUGCCUUAUACGGACGCCGGCCGCAGCGUCUACGACAUCUCGGCCCCCCUGCCGGACGCCUUCCCACCCUCGCGGUACCUCUCCUAUCUGAACAGCCACUCUUUUCAGGAAGCUAUCGGGACGACGCUGAAUUACACCGAGAGCAACCUCGCAGUUCAAGAAGCGUUCGCCUCCACGGGGGACUACGAACGCCAGGCGCUCGUGCCGAAGCUUGCAGCUCUGCUCGACGCAGGUGUCCGGAUAGGUCUGAUAUACGGCGACCGGGACUACAUAUGUAACUGGCUGGGCGGGCAGGCCAUCUCGCUGAACCUCGCCUCUUCGUUGUCGUCCUCGCCGUCGUCGUCGAGAUACUCAUCGGGCUUCCCAAACGCCGGCUACGCGCCCAUCAUCGUCAAUGACACCUACAUCGGCGGCGUGGUGCGCCAGUUCGGCAACCUCUCCUUCAGCCGCAUCUACCAGGCGGGGCACUCGGUGCCCGCGUACCAGCCCGAGACGGCCUUCCAGGUCUUCGCGCGCAUCAUCAUGGGGACGUCCGUGUCCAACGGGCAGGCCGUCGACCUCGCGUCGUACAACACGACCGGCGCUGCCAAUGCGACAGAGACCUUUGCCCUCCCGGCCACGCCGACGCAGACGUGCUGGGUGCGGAACAUUCCGGGAAGCUGUAGCGAGGAUCAGAAAGACAUGUUGCUCGACUUGGGCACCGACGAGAGCAAUGUGGCGAUUAUGAACGGAGCCCUCGUCACCGGGUCGGGUGCGAGCAUGGUUCCAGGUACCACGGCUGCCAGCACGGCCACGACUACGGUGCCACUCACAGGCCUAUUCACAGCAACGGCAACGCCCAGCAGCAUGGCGGCAGUGUUGGAUACUAAGCCUCCUAGCUUGGCAAUGGGCAUCUGGGCUUGGUUUUGCGUUUCUUGGAUAAUAGAAGCCUGGUCCGCGUAA